AUGCCUCCAAAGGCAACAAAGAAAACCGACCCUAAGGGAGGUAAGGCCCCUCCAAGCAAGAAGAAAGAGGGAUCCGGAGGAAAGGCCAAGAAGAAGAAGUGGUCCAAGGGAAAAGUCAGAGAUAAGCUCAACAACAUGGUUCUGUUCGAUCAGGCGACGUACGACAAGCUUUAUAAGGAGGUAUGA
This is a messenger RNA of Cooperia oncophora, 186 nucleotides long. The record is from the annotation of a GenBank genome assembly. NCBI's taxonomy places the organism in Eukaryota, Metazoa, Nematoda, Chromadorea, Rhabditida, Trichostrongylidae.